Messenger RNA from Ilyonectria robusta, 971 nucleotides. RefSeq lists its product as uncharacterized. Bases 261 to 872 code for a protein of 203 amino acids. NCBI's taxonomy places the organism in Eukaryota, Fungi, Ascomycota, Sordariomycetes, Hypocreales, Nectriaceae. The record is from RefSeq and is a predicted model, not a curated record. The transcript has 2 exons.
GCUUGACGCUUCGGCCCUCACCCUCACGAUGGCUUCCCUUGCCUCCCUGGCCAGCGGUUCCGACUUGGCCCUAGCCUGCACUUGGGCCGCCUUAGCUACGGCGUGCCCCUGCCGCCAGCCUUCAGAUAUCGACGUCAACCACCCAUAGAGUGCCGGCCUGCUUAUCUCGGGAACCCGCCCAUCCGCCCGCCAGCCCUUUUCGCCGUUUUAGAUGUGUAUUUGACAUACCGAUAGGCUUGGGCUAUUGUUGGUCCUUGUCCAUGCCCGCCACAUGCCACGCGCGACCCAGAAGGCGGCACGUUUUCCAGACCGGCAACCAUGCGGGCACUGGAUCAGCAGCGCAUCGGCAACACCACUACGCAAGUACAGCGGUCAUCCCAAGGAACCACCGGACAAACGCCCCCCUCCAGCGAGUCCAGCCUCGGACGCACGAACCCGCCGCAAGCAAACGCUCUCCCGUGGCCUAUCAGUGGACACCAGCCAAAGGUCAAGCCAAGGUCAAUCGGCUUCCAGACCCCUGGACUGGACUUGGCUGGACCCGAACCUGGACCCGGGACUCUAGAAGCCCCCUAAAACGCUCUGGCAUCUCGGACAUCGAAAGGAAUGGACUCGGCUGGGCUGGUGCAGAAAAACGAACAGCCCAGUGCCCCCAAACCACCCGCAGAACAGGGCGGAGGAAAACAUUUAACCGGUCAAAUCGCGAAGUCGAACCGCCGGCGCGAGCCCGUUCUGGUCAUGGCCUGCAAGUUCUCUCUGCACAGCCAGGCAGGGAUGCGUGGGUUUUCGCACUCGCCCGAUCCCACGGCCAGGAACCUGCACGCAGGCGACGUAAACAGGGAACAGGACUGUGGUUCUUUUUUCCUUCUCUGUGACAGCUCGUCGCCAUCGAUCCAUCCCUCAGCAACGACAAACCGCCCCGGUCUAGACUGAGGCCGGUGUCGCUGUAAGAAAGCACCGAGAUGACGAGACGC